Molecule: messenger RNA, 1133 nt
Organism: Trichechus manatus latirostris (Florida manatee)
Lineage: Eukaryota; Metazoa; Chordata; Mammalia; Sirenia; Trichechidae
Gene: TIMD4
Product: T cell immunoglobulin and mucin domain containing 4
Exons: 7
Coding region: 108-1133 (341 amino acids)
Biological process (GO): cytoskeletal rearrangement involved in phagocytosis, engulfment; apoptotic cell clearance
Molecular function (GO): phosphatidylserine binding
Source: RefSeq, a predicted model, not a curated record
CAAAAAGAGAAAUGAAACUACAGUCCCCCGCCCUGUCAGCAUUAACAGGGUAUAAGAAAUGGACUUUGGACAGAUAGACAGAUUCCUGGGGCCUGUCAACAGUCAAAAUGUCCAAAGGGCCUGUCGUUCUCUGGCUGGUGAUUGAGUUCGGACAGCUUUAUCUGACACCAGCCACAUCAGAGAUUGUCGUGACGGCAUUCUUGGGUCAGUCAGUGACAUUGCCCUGUAUGUACUCAUCGUGGCAUCCAGGCAGCAACAGCAUGUGCUGGGGCAGAGGCCAGUGUCCCAAGUCCAAGUGCAAUCAGGUGCUUCUCUAUACCGAUGGAACGAAGGUGCUCUCGAGGUCAGUGAAGUAUAGACUUUCAGAGAAUAUCCAGAGAGGUGAUCUUUCCUUGACCAUCUCAAACACCAACAAAGGUGACAGCGGUGUGUACUGCUGCCGCAUAGAGGUGCCUGGCUGGUUCAACGAUGUGAAGAAGAACAUUCGCCUGCAGCUGAUGAGAGCUCCACCAACCACGCCUCCAACUACAACCACAAGUCCAACAACAACCACAAGUCCAACAACAACCACACAUCCAACAACAAUUCCUUACCUAACCACAACCACUGGGAUGAUGACAACGGCAGCUGCACUUCCAACUACACCUGACCUCACAACUGGAACAUCACUUCAGACGACAACCACCCCUAUUCUCACAACAACUGCAACCCACUGCCCUCAGACAACACUGAGCUCCCUUCCAGAGGCAGCCGAAGAUCUCCUGACCUCUAAGCCUCCCACAGAAGGUCCCAUCCUCACCACAGAGUCCAAAGCUUUGGUUCUCCAGUCAACAUCCCAGGCAUCCACGUGGAAAAUGAGUGGAUCGGUGACUUUUCCUCAGCUAAGUGGGUCUGAGACGGCAAUUCUUGUGCACAAUGAAGUUAAAUCAGAACAGAUGAAAACGUCCAACAGCUCUGACCUGCUGAUAAUCAUUGCUCCCUGCGUGGGAUUUGUGGUGUUCCUGUUGCUCUUGGGGUUUCUCCUGCGAGGUAAGGAGGGCAGGACCAGGCUGAACAACGCUGGAGAAAAUAAAAAUGUCCUUAAUGACAUACAUCUUGAAACAGAAGAUGAAGAUGGCAUGUUCACACUCUAA